GAAAAAGUAAACCUCACCAACAGCCUUGUCUGUCUCCCAAACAUCUUAUCCCGUUGUAAAAAUGGCCUCUAGAAAUGGCGACGACCACUACCUCACCCUCUCAUGUCCGGACAAGCCCGGGAUCGUGCAUGCCGUCACAGGGUUGCUCGCAGCCAAUAGCUUCAACAUCCUCGAUCUUCAGCAAUUUUCCGACCCAGCAUCUGAGACCUUCUUCAUGCGCGUGCACUUUGGUCCCGCUUCAGAUCUCUCUCCCCUCCUCCCUUCCAUGGCUACCCUCGCCGCAGAGAUGAAAAUGGACUAUGAAAUCCAACCCUUACAAAAGAAGCCACGGGUCCUAAUCAUGGUAUCUAAAAUUGGCCACUGUCUUAAUGACCUCCUCUUCCGGCAAAAGAGUGGACAGUUAAAGAUUGAGAUACCACUCAUCGUGUCAAACCAUCCCGAGUUCAAGGAAUUGGCUGCAUCCUACGACAUUGCAUUCCACCACCUGCCCGUCACAAAGGACACCAAAGAAGUUCAAGAAUCGCAAAUCCUUUCUUUAAUUAAGGAAAAUGAGAUUGAUUUAAUUGUUUUAGCGCGUUAUAUGCAGGUUCUCUCCCCGCGUCUUUGCGAAGCCAUGUCUGGAAAAAUAAUCAACAUUCACCAUUCCUUCCUACCAUCUUUUAAGGGGGCGAAACCCUAUCAUCAGGCGUAUGAACGGGGCGUAAAGAUUAUCGGUGCGACGGCGCAUUUUGUGACGGCAGAUCUGGACGAGGGUCCGAUUAUUGAACAGAGGGUUACAAGAGUUGAUCAUGGGAUGACACCAAAGGAGUUGGUAGAGGAGGGAAGUAAUGUCGAGAGCCAAGUCUUGGCAGCGGCGGUGAAGUGGUGGAGUGAGAAAAGGGUGUUUUUGAAUGGGAGCAAAACUGUUGUGUUCAACUGAGGGAAUUGCCCUGGG
Molecule: messenger RNA, 934 nt
Organism: Lindgomyces ingoldianus
Lineage: Eukaryota; Fungi; Ascomycota; Dothideomycetes; Pleosporales; Lindgomycetaceae
Product: formyltetrahydrofolate deformylase hydrolase
Exons: 1
Coding region: 62-919 (285 amino acids)
Biological process (GO): 'de novo' IMP biosynthetic process
Molecular function (GO): formyltetrahydrofolate deformylase activity
Source: RefSeq, a predicted model, not a curated record